Messenger RNA from Salvia miltiorrhiza (redroot sage), 2732 nucleotides. Its product is annotated as pentatricopeptide repeat-containing protein At3g22470, mitochondrial-like. The coding region runs from base 178 to 2289 and encodes 703 amino acids. The transcript is spliced from 2 exons. Gene Ontology annotation, molecular function: protein binding. The record is from RefSeq and is a predicted model, not a curated record. NCBI's taxonomy places the organism in Eukaryota, Viridiplantae, Streptophyta, Magnoliopsida, Lamiales, Lamiaceae.
UUGAAGCCCAAAGGUUAUUAUUGAAGCCCAAAAUGCUGUAGGGAAGCCUUUAGCACAUUAUAACUUAUAAGAAAUCGGCAGUGAAUCACUACAAAAAAAAAUCAGCAUAAAAUUUGCAGUAAAAUCGCAAACUCCAUUCAUCCCUUUCUUCAGAUCCAAUCUCACCGUCGAUUAAGGAUGAUGAGCAGAAGAGCUGCUGUUUCUGCAAUCGAUCUCAUUCAUGGAAGAGGAUUUCUCAAUCGAUCCUCGCAGAAAUCGGGUAUUCUCUCUCCUGUAUUCUCUCUCUUUUCUUCCAAGGCUUUUCAACCUAAGCAGUCCGGAAUCGAUUUCAAUUGUGUUAAAAAGCUUGACGAUGCUAUUGAAUUGUUUCGAAAAAUGAAGAGUAUGCGGCGGGAGCCUUCUGUUCGAAUGUACAACAAUCUUUUGAGUGUUACUGCAAAGAUUGAGCAGUAUUCUUUUGCCCUUUAUAUGUUUGGUGAAAUGCUUAGGAUGGGUGUCCGGGUUAAUGAUUACACCAUGAGUAUUUCUGUUAACUGUUGUUGUCGCUUGAAAGAUAUAUACUCUGGUUUUUCUAUAACGGGAUUCUUUUUCAAGAUUGGUUACGAACCAAAUGCCGUGACUAUCGCCACUCUCAUUAAUGGGUUUUUCUUAGUUGGUAAGGAGGCUGAAGCCGUGAAUUUGUUUGAAAAGGUUCUGGAUUUAAAACUUUGUGAACCUCAUGCUAUUAUGAUUCUGCACGUGAUAGAUGGGUUGUGCAAAGCUGGACUGGUCAUUGCAGCCCAUGAUUGGCUUCAUAGAUUAGAAAGUAGUGGGUGGAGUCCCGAUGUUAAGGCUUAUAAUGCACUAAUUGAUGGAUUCUGUAAGGAAGGAAGAAUGAAAGAGGCUGGGAAUUUGUUGGAAAGUAUGGCGCAACAAAAAGUUUCACCCAAUGUCAUCACUUUCAACACAUUGAUUGAUGCAUAUUGUAAAGAAGGAAAGAUGGAAGCGGCUGAGAGAAUGUUGGAAAUUAUGACGCAAGAAAAUGUUUAUCCUGAUGUUUUCACUUUCAACACAUUGAUUCAUGCAUAUUGUAAAGUAGGAAAGAAGGAAGCGGCCGAGAAGAUGUUGGAAACUAUGAUGCAACAUAAUAUUUGUCCCGACUUGUAUACUUAUAAUAUAUUAUUGGAUGAGCUGUCCAAGCGUGGGAUGGGUGAUGAAGCUCGGCUUUUGUUGUCCGAGAUGGUGGAGAAGGGCGUCUCGCCUGAUGUUGUCUCGUGCAACAUAUUGAUAGAUGGAUAUUGCUCGCAGGGUGAGAUGAUUAGAGCCAGAGAGCUCUUCGAUUCAAUGGCAAACACUGGAAUCAAGCACGAUAUAUUCACCUAUAAUAUCUUAUUGAAUUGGCUGUCCAAGCGUGGGAUGGGUGAUGAAGCUCGGCUUUUGUUGUCCGAGAUGGUGGAGAAGGGCGUCUCGCCUGAUGUUGUCUCGUGCAACAUAUUGAUAGAUGGAUAUUGCUCGCAGGGUGAGAUGAUUAGAGCCAGAGAGCUCUUCGAUUCAAUGGCAAACACUGGAAUCAAGCAUGACAUAUUCACCUAUGGUAUCUUUAUUAAGGGAUACUGCAAGGCGGGAAACCUUGAUGAAGCAUGGCGUUUCUUUGAUGUAAUCCCGCUUGUAGGUCUCAAGCACUCCACCGUGUCGUACAACACGAUGAUGCACGGGCUAAUACGCCAAAGUAGUUUUUUAGAUGGAUGGAAGCUUUUCCAGGAUAUGGAAGCUCAAAAGCUGCAUCCGGAUAUGCACACCUACAACAUCUUGUUAGAUGGCUUCUGUAGGAUCAGUCGGAUUAAUGAGGCGUUUGCGUUUUUGAGGGUUAUGGAGGCUAAAGGGGUGAAUCCUGAUAUUGUAACGUACGGUGUUAUGAUCAACGGCUUGUGCAAGGGCGGCAGACUUGAUGAUGCUAUGAGGCUCUUCAACCAUCUCUGUUCCAAGGGCUUAAAUCCAAAUGUGGUAAUCUACAACAUGAUGCUCGAUUCCCUUUACCGUGAAGGGCGUGAAGGGGAGGCGAAGAGGUUGAUGGAGGAGAUGGAGAAGAGUGGCUGCGCGCCUGAUGGCAUGACCUUCAACAUUAUAGUGUGGAAUCUUCUGAAGAGCAAUAAGAUGUGUGAGGCGAUUCCUUUCUUGGAGGAGAUGUGCAGGAGAGGAUUCAAGGUUUCUUCGGAGAUCAUAUCUGUUUUGCUUCAGGAACUAAGAAUACGAGAAGGAAAAGAUGAUAAAUUGCAAGAGGUUGUUAAGAAAGUUUGUGCUCAAAAUUGACAAGUGAAUGCUAUGUCUUUGCUGAGCUUCAUGGGAGGCCAAUUCUCAAGGUGGAGCAAUUGCAACGGAUGAGUACUGGAGAGUGGAGACGUUGGAGGACGUGGCGUCAGCCUAUGGCUGUCGUAUGACAGCUCGCUCCGACAGAGCUGCAGUUGGUCUCAUUGAGUCUCUGCUGCUUCUUCUCUCGAGUCUGAGGUGAGUUAUCCGCAGAGAGGGUCUCAAUCUACUCUGCUUUUCUUUUGUCUCUAACAUUUGGAUCAUUCAAGGGUUGUGCGAUGUUGGUAUAUUACAAAUGCUUUUGUACGUUUACAAUAAAAAAAUGUUGUGGUGAAGGGCUAGUAUUCUGUCCCCAAAUUUGUUUGAGACUGUCUCAUGGGUCAAGAUUCAGAUUGAAACACUAUAUUGGAGUGGUUCAAAUAAAUUCAAAUAUAUAUUGUAUAAAA